UUUUGGUACAGCUUCAGCCACGGCAGCGUGCACUUCGUAGUCAUCUCGACCGAGCACGACCUUCGCCCUGGGUCCAGGCAGUACAGGUGGCUGGAGCGCGACCUGCGGCUGGUGGACCGCUGCUCCACGCCCUGGGUGGUGCUGUCCAUGCACCGCCCCAUGUAUGUGGUGUACCCGCACAAGAGCAACAGAAUCGUGGGGGACCACCUGAGGUGGGCGGUGGGUGUGGUAGAGCAGCUGGAGGGGCUGCUGGAUGAGCACCGGGUGGACCUGGUGCUGAGCGGGCACGUCCACAGCUACAGCCGCACCUGCAACGUGCUGGACGAGCACUGCGUGCCCGCAGACCGCGGCGGCAUGACGCACAUCAUCGUGGGCUGUGCUGGGCGGAAGCUCACGGACGUGUCCCACGCCCAGGAGGAGUGGCUGGAGUACGCGGCGGUACGCUACGGCUACGGCCGCGUCACCGUCAACAGCGGCUUCAGCCUGCUGUUCGAG
This is a messenger RNA of Chlorella variabilis, 495 nucleotides long. RefSeq lists its product as hypothetical. The transcript is spliced from 5 exons. Gene Ontology annotation, molecular function: hydrolase activity. The annotation marks the transcript as partial. The record is from RefSeq and is a predicted model, not a curated record. NCBI's taxonomy places the organism in Eukaryota, Viridiplantae, Chlorophyta, Trebouxiophyceae, Chlorellales, Chlorellaceae.